Molecule: messenger RNA, 1164 nt
Organism: Daphnia carinata
Lineage: Eukaryota; Metazoa; Arthropoda; Branchiopoda; Diplostraca; Daphniidae
Exons: 3
Coding region: 389-880 (163 amino acids)
Source: RefSeq, a predicted model, not a curated record
AACCAGUAGCUUAUGUUGUUCGAUCCCAACCAGAACUGAAACUCCGUGUCUCCCGUGAAAUAUUAUCAAGGAUUACUGUAAAACAAAAGUUUCACCAUUAAUGAAUUGAAUUGAUUGUUGGGUGAAACUCUGCAGCGCGCGUGUAGCAAGUGAUAUUGUGCUAUAGAACUACCGGAAGUUCGGGCAAUAGUAUACGUACGUGAUGCCCAUCUUUAAACGAAUCAUGUGAUUGUGCCCUGCGAUACUGCACUGCGCUCCAUAGCCCCCCCCCCCCCCCCCCCAAUUUGACUUGUCUCCAUUUCUCACUGGACAUAUAGACCGUCUAUAACUUUGAAUCGUGUGGUCAAACGACGCUCGGAACUCGCUGGCGACAGACUUUCAAGUCAGCAUGGAUAACGCAUCAACAAUGGAAAGCCGCAAACGUCAUUUGUCUGAAGGAGAUGAAAGUUCUCGUCAGCAAGACACACGACGAGUUCGAUCUCUUUUAGAGGUAGCUGAUCACGGAUCGAACCCUCAUCGAACAGCUUAUCAGGCAGCUCCAGGUGACCAGCAGGGACCAGGGGCUUUAGCUGUGGCUUUGGUUCGUCCAUUCGUUUGUGAAGAGGCUAGUCGGCUUCAUCGUCCUCCAUCACCACCGGAAUCCGAUUGCGGCAGUCCCGACGAAGAAGACGAAUCGGAAGAUGAUGAGAUUGGUCAUGUGAGCGAUGCCACUUUGGCAGGUUACGAGUAUUGCAGUAAAGAGGCUAUCCGCUAUCUCAUGGAAGAGGAAAAACUGAAUGCCGACCAUCCAGUUAUCCAGCAAUUGCAGCAACACCUGGACAGCCGCCGAUCUCACGUCGCUAGUAAUCCCGGCCCAUCAUCGAACAACGUGAUUCCGUGAACACUAUCAUAGUCGACUCUCUUCCACAACGUGUAUGGAUUCCAGGAAAAAUCUGCAGAUCUUUUUCGGAAAUGUCAUACAUCGCUGACAACGACCAGUGCAAUUUUAACAAUGAAAACAGAAACCAGAAAAAAAAAAAAAAAUUGUUCAUGAUUUUCGAACGUUUAAUUUCGUUUCACUUAUAAUUACCUAAUUUCGAAAACUUUUGUGACCGACAGCCUUUUCUAGUCAUUUUUCAAAGCCUACUUUCUUCCAAACUGGCAAUACAAAUCAUUUGUGUUUUA